AUGAAGGAGGUGGUGAGCCACCUUCAAAGUGGUCAGCCGCGAAUCGCCUUCUUCACGGGUCUGCAGCCCAACAUUGAGGAGAUGCCACCGGGUCAACGCGCAAUCAUGUCGCAUGUGGUGACCAAUGUGGGUGGAGCCUACGAUCCCGAGAAUGGCCAAUUCUGUGCCCCUGUUGAUGGUGUCUACUCCUUCGUGGUGGCCAUCUCUGCCCAGGGCAGGAAGCAGGCGGCCGUAAGACUGAUGCAUAACAACAACCACAUUUUCGACGUUUGGAGCGACAGUGCUCCAUGGUCCACGGCCACAAAUCAAGCGAUUUUACUGAUGAAAAGGAACGACUGUGUAUGGCUGCGACUCCGAGAGUCCGCUUUCUACCUCCAUGGCUACAUGUAUUCUACGUUCGCGGGCCACCUGCUUUUUGAAUACAGUGCUGAUCAGAACUAA
This is a messenger RNA of Hydatigera taeniaeformis, 441 nucleotides long. The record is from the annotation of a GenBank genome assembly. NCBI's taxonomy places the organism in Eukaryota, Metazoa, Platyhelminthes, Cestoda, Cyclophyllidea, Taeniidae.